UGCAGCUGCUGUAAUCUGAAGUCUUCCGUCAGGAGUCCUGUGCAAUUUUGGAGGUUCUGUGUGUUCCAGUCAGACAGCCAAGAUGAUUAAGAAUCCAAUGGCCCUACUGGAGAAGGAGAACAAGGACGCUCCAAAUGUUCGGAUCCUGGUGAAAUCGAAAUCCGAGGCGUCGCAGGGAGCGCAGCGUGUGCUGAAGGCUCAGCCGUCCAACAGCAGCACAGGACAGAAACCUGCAGCCGCACAGCAGCCUGCAGGCUUGGCGGGCACCGGCGGGGACAGGAAAAUGAAAAGCUGGAAGCUGGAAGACUUUGACAUUGGUCGGCCGCUGGGGAAGGGGAAAUUUGGGAAUGUUUAUUUGGCAAGAGAGAAAAACUCCAAGUUUAUCGUAGCGUUGAAGGUGCUGUUUAAGUCUCAGCUGAUGAAGGCAGGUGUGGAGCAUCAGCUGCGACGCGAGAUAGAGAUCCAGUCCCACCUCAGACAUCCGCACAUCCUGCGUCUGUACGGUUAUUUCUACGACGACACGCGGGUUUACCUGAUCCUGGAGUACGCGCCGCGGGGGGAACUCUACAAGGAGCUGCAGAAGCAAGUCCGCUUCGACGAGAGAAGAUCUGCAACGUACAUAGCCCAGCUGGCAGAUGCGCUGAAGUACUGCCACUCGAAGAAGGUGAUCCACAGAGACAUCAAGCCGGAGAACCUGCUGCUGGGGCUGAAGGGAGACCUGAAGAUCGCAGACUUCGGCUGGUCUGUCCACGCACCUUCCUCCAGACGUGCGACGCUGUGCGGAACCCUUGACUACCUGCCUCCUGAGAUGAUAGAAGGGAAGAUGCACGACGAGAAGGUGGACCUGUGGAGUCUCGGCGUACUGUGCUACGAGUUUCUGGUGGGCAAACCGCCGUUCGAGGCAGAAGGACACAGCGAAACCUACAGAAGGAUUUCAAAGGUUGACCUGAGAUUCCCUCCGCACGUGACCUCCGGAGCCCGGGAUUUGAUAUCAAAGCUCCUGCGACACAACCCGAUGUUACGACUGCCGUUGGACAGCGUUCUCACCCACCCUUGGAUAAAGGACCACGCCGCUACCCAGGCCGAUUCCACGCCAGCGCACCCGACACACGCCCCCAAAACCAAGUCAUGAUCCACCCAAGUACACCCGAUACACGCCCAACACACCACCCAAACACACCCGACACACGCCCCAAUACACCACCCAAACGCACCCCACACACGCUUCACGCACCAAGUCAUAAUAGUAUAGCUGCUCAUACAAAUACUCUCAGCGGUAGUUUCUACCUUAACCACAUUGGUUUAGGCAGGAACUUGGGUUGGUGCAGAGGCAGAAAUUCCUGUUAUGGAAACUGUAAAAAAACAAAUCAUGGGUUCACCGGGGGACUUUCCUCACCACAUUGUAAAUUGAUGGAGAAUCCAAAGUUUAACAUUUGUGACUAGAGUACACUUGUGGAUAUUGUAGGGGAGCAUUCGGUUUACUGCUGCUCUAGUGGAUACUUAGCACUCUUAGUCUCAUGUACAAAUUAGGGAGUAGAAAGGGUAACAUAUCUGUAAGAAAAUCUAGCGAGGGAUUACCAUUUGUAACCAAACCUGUACAGUUCAAGUUUGAUCAGGAUUUGAUACUGCUGUACUAGAUUUAUAUUCAUAAGAUCAUUUUUGUCCCUCAGAUUUGUAUUAUCGGUAUAAGCUAUGGGAGUCUUUGCACAAUAUUUCUUCUACAAAUAGCAAUAACAUGAUCUAGGAUAGUUCCAAUCACUAAGAACCAUCUAAAUGAGACUCUUGCUCUACUGUCAGCUUUCUCCGUACUAAGGACCUCAGCCCAGGUCCCUUUAGUUUGAGUCUUCAGUCUGUGGCUUCCCUUCUUCCAGUAGUCCCAGAAAUAAUCUUACAUAGAGUUUGUAUGUGAUGGAAGAAAAUAUUUGCUUUUACAAUUUCAUUAAUUUCUGUGUUUUAUCAUUUUCCUUACAUUCCUAUCAUAGGUUUUUUACCAUUAUGUAUGUAUCAAUGAGAAUAAAGAUAUUGUCCUUUUA
This is a messenger RNA of Branchiostoma belcheri (Belcher's lancelet), 2033 nucleotides long. RefSeq names its product aurora kinase A-A-like. Gene Ontology annotation, biological process: mitotic spindle organization; regulation of cytokinesis; protein phosphorylation. The record is from RefSeq and is a predicted model, not a curated record. Gene Ontology annotation, molecular function: ATP binding; protein kinase activity. The transcript is spliced from 10 exons. Bases 83 to 1132 code for a protein of 349 amino acids. Lineage: Eukaryota; Metazoa; Chordata; Leptocardii; Amphioxiformes; Branchiostomatidae. Gene Ontology annotation, cellular component: chromosome passenger complex; spindle microtubule; spindle pole centrosome.